UGGACGACGUGGGCGGGGUGCGGGCGCGAGGCGCGAAGCCGCGAACAAUAGCGGAGCACCGCGCAGCACCGUGAGGCACCGGGCAGCACCGCGGAGCGAGCGAGGUUUCUGAACGCGGGUCUGGCCGGCAGUACCUCACGUUAGGACCUGCCGAAGGCUUCUCAGGGAAUUCCCAGGGAUGGCGAAGAUGACCUUGUCGACGGUGUCCUUGGCUCUGGCCUUCGGCGUGCUGGCGCUCGCCGCCGCCGCCUCAGCACACGACCCCGGCGAGGUCCAAUGUGCGGACGAGACGGCCCGGACCGUCAUCUCCACCAUGGGCGGGCGCAGCCGCAUCAUGACGCUCCUCAUGAACUACAUCAAGUGCCUGCAGCGGUCCUCCAACGAGCUGUACAAGCUGUGCAACGAGAUCCUGGUGGAGAUGGCCAACUGCACCAGCAAGCACGACAUCUUCGACGUCAUCAAGUGCAUGUCGAUGGAGACGCCCGCCAAGAAGAUCAGCGCCAUGGUGAUCAAGACGAUGGAUGUCUUCAAAUGCGCUCUGGAAUAAGAAGGCCCUUUGUUUUGAA
Molecule: messenger RNA, 566 nt
Organism: Thrips palmi
Lineage: Eukaryota; Metazoa; Arthropoda; Insecta; Thysanoptera; Thripidae
Exons: 2
Coding region: 179-547 (122 amino acids)
Source: RefSeq, a predicted model, not a curated record